Messenger RNA from Zalophus californianus (California sea lion), 1037 nucleotides. It is a transcript of the gene PPP1R35, whose product is annotated as protein phosphatase 1 regulatory subunit 35. The record is from RefSeq and is a predicted model, not a curated record. Gene Ontology annotation, molecular function: phosphatase binding. Gene Ontology annotation, biological process: negative regulation of phosphatase activity. Bases 97 to 963 code for a protein of 288 amino acids. Lineage: Eukaryota; Metazoa; Chordata; Mammalia; Carnivora; Otariidae. The transcript is spliced from 3 exons.
GGCAUCCGGGAGGGGCGGUUGAGGGGGCGGGGUGGCGAUUUCGUGUCCCGUGACCCCUGGCCUCUAGAGACCUUGCACCCCGGCAGCCACACCAAGAUGAUGGGCUGUAGGGAGGUCGAGCUGGAAUCGGUCGGAGGGGAGGGGGCAUUGGCGGCCCCCGGGCCACCCCCAGAACCCCGCGCCCCGGAGCCCAGAGCCCCAGUGCCCGAGCCUGGCCUGGACCUGAGCUUGAGCUCGCGGUCCGAGACCCCCGAGCGUCCCGGCCAGCGGAAGGGGCGGGCGGACCGGCGGGGCGGGGCCCGUAAGGGGCGGCAGGUCCGCUUUCGCUUGGCGCCGCUCUCCCCCGUGCGUUCCGAACCGCCGCGGGCCGCCGCAGCAUCUAGCGAGAAGGCCGCGGCACCGCAGGCCCUGGGGGCGCCCGCGCAGCAGAGCAGCCUGGCUUUGAGCCUCGAGUUGCAGGCGGCGCGGGCUGCAGCCGGCAGCCAGUUCGAUGCCGCGAAGGCCGUGGAGGAACAGCUGAGAAAGUCGUUCCAGACCCGCUGCGGCCUGGAGGAGAGCGUGGCCGAGGGGCUGAACGUGCCGCGCUCCAAGCGGCUCUUCCGAGACCUGGUGAGCCUGCAGGUGCCCGAGGAACAGGUUCUCAACGCUGCGCUGAGGGAGAAAUUGGCGCUCCUGCCACCGCAGGCCCGAGCCCCGCCCCCAAAGGUGAGGGACCUGGGCUUGUUUCUGUGUCGUGCCCCCUUCCCUUUCCCGAGUGUGACCUUGGCUUUGGGCUCCAAUUCCCAACAGGAGCCACCUGGGUCAGGGCCAGACAUGACCAUCCUUUGUGACCCAGAAACAUUAUUUUAUGAGUCUCCACACCUGACCCUGGACGGUCUGCCUCCUCUCCGUCUUCAACUCCGGCCCCGCCCUUCAGAGGAUACCUUCCUCAUGCACCGGACACUGAGGCGAUGGGAAGUGUAGACGUGGAGGCUCCCUGGAUUGCUAAUUAAUAUUUUUGUGUUAAAACUAUUUUUCAGAAUAAAGUGGUUUUUGCU